AUGUUUUUCCUUUGUGGUUUUGCAAAAGUUUAUCAUCCUUCGAGUUGCUUGGUUGAUGAAAAAGUAGAGGUAGAAGUGAAAAACUUGCCUGCCGAUUCUAAAUUCACUCCUCUAGAUCACUCUGAAGAUGGAGACGAUUGGGAAGCGUUCGGCCACUACACCAGCGACUCCUCAGGGAGGUACACUGCUUCAGUUUCCAGAGAUGAAAGUCUUGGCGGGACAUUUGAGGGGGUUGAAGCCAUGGGUGUGCUUUGGAGUAUGAGACCUGUUCCUGAAUGUAAACCAGGUCGCCGAUUGCGGAAGAACAAUGUCCAGACACCUAUCAAAGUGGUGUUUUCCGUGCAUGAAGGACACCUUGCUAAGGGCUUCAAGCAUCACACACCCCUCACAUCAGCUACUGCUGAAUGCUGGUAUUUGGCCCCUGAAGUCCAGAGCGUUGAAGUGACAGAGGGUGAGAUAAAGGGGACACUGUUCAUUCCCUCAGGCCCCUUUCCUGCCGUGCUGGACCUCUGGGGAGGGCAGGGGGGUCGUGUUGAGUAUCGCUCAGCGCUCCUGGCGUCCCACGACUAUGUCUCGCUGGUCCAGGAAUACAUCGGGAUCCUGAAUGCUGCAGGAAAACUCCAUCACAUGGACAACACCUACUUUGAGCUCAUCAAAUCUGCGUUCACAUUUCUACAAAAACACCCCAAAGUGCGUCCUGACAGAGUGGCAGUGAUGGGGAUGUCAUUCGGUGUCUCUGUAACGCUGGGUUUGACAGCAUACUCAGAAAUUGUAAAGACCUGCAAUGUAUUUUUCUGUCCUUGUGGUUGUGUGGUUUGUGUGAGUGGGAGGCACAUCAUGCCGCUCAAAGGAUCUUUGGCGGAGGUCUAUGCAGCACUGCAAUAGAAUGUAGACAAAACCCGUUAUGAUGAAAAGAUGAGAAUAAUUUGGCGGGAUCUGUUGCUGCCAAUACCAAAUGACCCUUCCAAGAAAGUUAAGAUGGGUGAAAUCAAAUGCCCUUUAUUAUUAAUUGCUGGUGAGGACGAUCAAAACUGGCCAGCUUCAGAAUCUGCAGUGGAUAUGAAGAAGAGGAUGGAAAAGGCCGGGAACAGUGACCUCCUAACGGUUCUCUCGUAUCCUGGAACGGGUCUCCUUAUUGAGCCGCCCUACAGCCCUCACGUCCGAUUCAGUGAUUUCAAGUUACUGGAGGCAAAGACCAAAGAGAUGCUCCUCAAGAAAAGCCAGAGUUUUCUGCCAGGACUCCUCCUGAGCUCGACUGUGAGGAACCGUCUCUCCUCCCCAAAGCACCGCCACUACAGUACAAAGCAAUGUCAUUUCAACCUCCUGAAAUACAACGCACAUAUGCCAACAACAGCACAUUCUUCUAUCCGUCUGUGUAUAUGA
Sinocyclocheilus grahami is the source of this 1383-nucleotide messenger RNA. RefSeq names its product acyl-coenzyme A thioesterase 4-like. The transcript has 12 exons. Gene Ontology annotation, biological process: acyl-CoA metabolic process; fatty acid metabolic process. Lineage: Eukaryota; Metazoa; Chordata; Actinopteri; Cypriniformes; Cyprinidae. The record is from RefSeq and is a predicted model, not a curated record. Gene Ontology annotation, molecular function: fatty acyl-CoA hydrolase activity.